AGAAGAAGCACUGAAAUGCUGCGUAGAGCUGCCACGACUGUGGGAUCCGCAUGUAAAAAAUACGACCUGAAUUGCACAAAAUUCGCAAAAAACAGAAGGCCAAACACCAUGGCCGAUCUGCAGAAGAUUGCGAGCAACAACGAGCGCGCCGAAGCGCUGAUUAACUCCAUUGAAGCUGAGAUUUACGGCAUCCAGCAGCAACUUGUGGAGCGCCAGAAGCAGGAGCUAAUCAAGGAGAACGCUGCACUGGCCAAGGAAGUUGGGGCGGCUCUGGCGCAGCUAGUGCAGCUGGAGCUGCGAAACGGCAAGAAACAGAUUCCAGUGCCUGGAGCCCGUGAGUUCUGCACCAGUGCGGCCCCAGUAGAUCUGCCGGCAGAGGCUGGACCUGCUCCCGCUGCUCAGGCUUCUAAACUGGCCAAGGAUCCCAAGGAAAAGAAGGUCAAGGAAAAGAAACCGGCCGCCGAGAAGCCGGCUGCCGCUCCAGAGGCUCCCGUAGACGUAGGACGCCUGGAUUUACGCGUGGGCAAAAUUGUCGAGGUGGGUCGCCAUCCCGACGCCGACAGUUUGUAUCUGGAGAAGAUCGACUGCGGCGAGGCGGGCCCACGCACCGUGGUGUCCGGCCUAGUGAAGUUCGUGCCCCUGGAGGAGAUGCAAAACCGACUGGUAGUGGUUAUGUGCAACCUAAAACCGGCCAAAAUGCGCGGCGUCACCUCGGAGGCUAUGGUCAUGUGCGCCUCUACACCGGAAAAGGUAGAAGUGCUGAGUCCGCCGGCCGGAGCUGUUCCCGGCGACCUAGUUCAUUGCGAGGGCUAUCCGCGCCAACCGGACGCCCAGCUCAACCCCAAAAAGAAGAUCUUCGAGUCGUGUGCCCCGGAUCUAAUGACCAACGACGAUCUGGUUGCUUGCUACAAAGGCGCCGCACUCCAUGUUCCUGGCAAGGGCAAUGUGGUGGCCCAAACCCUGAAGAACGUCAAUGUGAAGUAAGCAAAUAAACGGUUAUCUGCAGACCAGGGUUAUGCACAAAUCAA
Drosophila yakuba is the source of this 1028-nucleotide messenger RNA. It is a transcript of the gene AIMP1, whose product is annotated as aminoacyl tRNA synthase complex-interacting multifunctional protein 1. The record is from RefSeq and is a predicted model, not a curated record. Gene Ontology annotation, molecular function: tRNA binding. Lineage: Eukaryota; Metazoa; Arthropoda; Insecta; Diptera; Drosophilidae.